Molecule: messenger RNA, 1465 nt
Organism: Notodromas monacha
Lineage: Eukaryota; Metazoa; Arthropoda; Ostracoda; Podocopida; Cyprididae
Source: the annotation of a GenBank genome assembly
AUGUGAGACAAUAAACUCACACGUACACCGAAUGCAACCUUAUAAAGUCUCAGAAGCAGACAGUAUACUUCCACAUGCUUACGCGUAGUAUUUGUUCGAAUUCAAACAAUUUUGGUUCGUUUUUCCGAAGCGCUCGACUUCCUUUCCUCUCAUGAAAAUCUGCAUUUCUUCGUGAACCUUAAUUAGCUAUCACUUCCUUUUUUGUGAGUAUAAAAUUGAUGAGCAACACUUAUUAACAAUAAUCAUGGGCGAUGACGGUGUGUUCACGGUAGUGUCGGCUGAAGAGAAGCUGGACUGCAUUAUUUUUGGUGUCACCGGAGUCAUUGGAAGUCAUGUGUUGCUUGAGUUUGGGAAACGUUGUUUUGUAGAAAAUAGCUUAGAUUUGUCGUUCGGGAUUGCUGCUCGAAGUGCUACCGGAAUUCAAGAUGCCCUCGACAACCUGGCUGAGGCCAUUGAUCAAGAUGUCGAGAUACCUGACUUCGUUGCUGAUGUUGAAAACCCAGAAUCUAUGGAGAUCAUGGUUAGAUCCACGAAAGUUUUAAUCAAUUGCACUGCUCCAGGAUACGCGUCGACACUCCAAACAUGGAAUUCCAUGAUUGAAGAACUUUCUCGGUAUUCACUCCGGGAGAUGAUGAUGAGUGCACUGAGAGGAAAUGGCUCCCAACUGGCUCCAUCAUCCACUCAGGAAGCCGCAUCCGUUACGACCCUCGUGUCGCAAUUUCCGUUGGUUUCCGGCUGGGCCUUGCCUCUCAGCUUCAUUCAAACCAGCUCUUAUGCCAGGACGCAAGAAUACCUCGCCGACCACGGGAUGGUCCCUUUCAAGUGUGUCAUCAAGUCACAUUUCGUCACUUCGUCCAUACCUCGGGCUGUUCUAGCGUUCGCGUGGCUUUUCUUCAUCUUCUUCAUGACGAGACUUCGGAUCACUGUGCACAUCUUACGUUGGUUCGCGAACGUUUUUGCUUGCGGAAGGUUUCCAUCCAAGGGUCCAACGGAAUCGCAGAUGAAGAAUGCCAAAUUUGAGCAAUUAAUCAUUGGCUACGGAUCAGUGGAUCCAAGAGUGAAGAAAUCCCAGCACCUACAAACGCAGAAUCCUUUCAGAAUCGCCAACAAGAUCCGAACCGUCACCAUUUCAGGCGAUGACCCGAUCUUUGGAACAACGGCAAUUUGUGUCACUUCUUGUGCUGAAACAUUGAUCAAAGAGCCUAUGAGACUGAGUUCCUGCAAGACUAGUUUGUGCCACCCAGCUGUCCAGGAGGACAUUGCAGCAGCUUCUCAGCUGGAGACUGUCACCUUUCAUUUGGCCCUGCCAAUUUCUGACAGAAUGAGCUCCCCUUGUAAAUGUGAGCCAAGCAGGGAUCCUGAGACUUCCCAGAAGCACCAGUGGACAGACAACAACAUUGUUGAGAUACCUAUUACUGCAUCCACCAAGAAAGCUGCCAUGCAAUGUCAAGCUUUGGAGACCUGA